AUGCGACCACAGGAGUUGAGUGACUUUAGGGUUAACAGGCUCAAGUCCAAGUUAAGUCGUGCGGACAUUCAUGGCAAUGUCCAGCCACAUGCCAGAGACGAGUUGAAGGGCAAGCGCAUUCUUCUGCUUCAUGAACUCCUGCAGAACAUGAAUUUCCCGGACAGGUCUCUCACCGAUGAUAUGCAACACGGCUUUCGCAUCACAGGAUGGUUGCAGGACACCCACACUAGGCCCACUAAGGUUUUAGUGCCUUCCCUCACCUCAGAAGAUCUGUGGUCGGCCAGGCGUGACAACAACCGCAGAAUGUGGGGCAUGUGCAGGCCGUCAGGAGAUGACGCCCUAGACAAGGCCUUGUGGCAGCAGACGGUGAAGGAGUGCGAGUCAGGGUGGGCCACCUGGCACUUAGGUCUGACGCAACCUCCUGAAAACUCAGUGCUGUCCAGGAGAUUUGCAGUACAACAACAGGAUAAAGUCAGGCCCAUAGAUGACUUUUCCGUCUCGCAAGUCAAUCACACACUGGGUUGCGUCGAAAAGAUCAUGGUCAUGCCGUCUUCGGCAACAGUGUCGUUGGCACUGGCUUUGCAAAGGGGCCUCACAGCCCAAAAUGACGUCAGCCAAUCCAGUGGAGCUGUUGCACUUUCAGGAAAAACAUUUGACCUCAAGAGUGCAUACAAACAGCUUCCCAUACAUUCUCAGGACCUAAAGUUUGCGCAGGCCACAGUUUGGAACCCAGAGGCCAAACGGCCGACCGUCGUCUUGCUCAAAGCCUUGCACUAUGUCUUGGUCCCAAUCACGGUGUUCUUUGAUGACUACACCUCAGUGGUUUCUGAUUUAGACAGCAGCAGUUCUGAGGCAGCAUUCGUGCUUCUGAUGAGAAUUCUAGGAUGGAAGGUUGCAGCUGAUAAAGGCCAGCCUUAUGCUUGCCUUUUCCAGAGCCUUGGGAUCAGCUUUCUGCUUCCUAGGUCUGCGACCGAUCCUGUACAAGUUAGCAACACAGAGCACAGGAGGAAAGAACUUGCAGCUGUGUGUUUGAGACUCCUCAGGUCUGGCAGAGCAAGUCCGCACGAGUGCUCAGUCUUCGCAGGCCGACUCAGGUGGAUGGAAGGGCAAACCUUCGACAGGCUGGGAAGAAAGUUCUUCCGCGCCAUACUGGCGUCAGGAGAUCCUCCAAGUGAUAGCAAGCCGCGCGUCAUGGAUCCCUCGCUGCGUCAGGCGUUUGAGUGGAUCCAUCACAAUGGUGCAUGGCAGGAGUUCUCUGCCGAGGCAACGGUAGACCGUGGCAGUUCUGGCGAGCCAAAGCGUGGCAUCAUUGCGGCACAAGCCUAUCCUCGGAGCAACAUGCUCAUAGUCCAGGCCUGCCUGGCUGCUGAGGUCGACUAUGGUCUCAGCUUGUGGAUUGCAAGGGACUGCUGGUACGCCCAGGAUGGCAUCUUGCACAACAGGAAAGUGGAGGCCCCUCUUUGGGACUUAGGCAUCGGAUCUCGACACAGUGACAUGAGAAGGGCCAUCAGGAUUGACAUAGAUGCUGGUUCAGACUUCAUUUCAGGCUUUGUGGAGCUAACUGUUCAGGAGCCAAAGCAAAGCAGGGCCGCGAGGAGAAAACGCCUCAUGUUACCGGUGGUGGCCCCUCUCAUGGGCAUAGGAGACAGGCCGUGGGGCUCGGCGUGGCAAGCUGCACGCAAGCAUUGGAAGCUUGGACAUACAGGCAACAUUGACCUCGCAGCUGAUGGGAAGUUCAUCAGAUCCUGGCAGUGCAUCUUCUACCAGCAGUGUGAGUACGCCCUUGUGCAGAACCCGUCUUCAGGCAUGCACCAUGUGCUCAAACAGGGCAGAGACAGGCUGACCGUUUUGUCCCCGCAGCAGCUCGUGUCCUGCGCUGAGAACCCCGACCACUGCGGCGGCACUGGCGGCUGCGAUGGCUCUACAUCCGAGCUUGCCAUGGACUACAUCAUCGACCACGGUCUCACCUACGAGGAGGUGAUUCCUUACGGCUCCUUUUUCGGUGCGCCUGUCGCAUGCGACACAGCCAUGCAGUACCAUGCCAUGUCCUACAAGAUGGUGUCUAUCACCGGCUGGGUCAAGACGACCACCAACUCCCUCUCUGAUGUCAUGCACGCCAUCGUGAACUAUGGGCCCCUUGCCAUCUCGGUUGAUGCCUCCCACUGGAGCCCUUACAGCUCGGGCAUUGCCAACCCGUGCGACAUCGACGGCAACGUGGACAUUGAUCACGCUGUCGGCCUUGUGGGCUACGGCGUGGACGGCGGCAAGAAGUACUGGACUGUCAGGAACUCCUGGGGCGCGACUUGGGGAGAGAACGGCUACAUCCGCCUGGAAAGGCAGGACGAUGAGAGCUACUGCGGCACGGACCACACGCCGCACCAUGGCAGCGCCUGCGAGGCCGAGCCGGACACGCCCGUGACGGUGUGCGGCACCUGCGGCAUCCUUUACGAUGUGAGCUACCCCACUGGGGCCGAGGUCAUGGGUGUUGGAUCCGGCGACGUGGACCGCUGA
Messenger RNA from Symbiodinium pilosum, 2511 nucleotides. The record is from the annotation of a GenBank genome assembly. NCBI's taxonomy places the organism in Eukaryota, Dinophyceae, Suessiales, Symbiodiniaceae.